ACUGUCGAGAAGACGAUGCGUCGCGGGGAAGCCUGGAUCCAAACUCCGGGACUUGACAGCUUCGGUGAACGCAAAGCGUGAAAGCACCUCAGUCUUCGCCCAGAUGCAAACUGGUGUAAUACUUUCAACACUUGACAACCAUGUCAGCUCCUGCUGCAAAGAAGGUCGCAGCGGCUGAGGAUUGCGUUGAAUGGUCGCGCUUGACCGAGGGGCUCAUCCAACACAUAGCUAGAUAUCUCCAUCCUAAUGAUGUAGCCAUAAACUUCAAGCUGCUGAACCGUGAAGCAGCGGCGUGCCUGAAGGAGUACCAAGUCAUCCGACUCUCGCAGCCGCUGACGCCUGCGCCUUCGUGGGCUGGUGAUGAACCGUUGCAAGUAGCUGUACAGUCAUGGCCUUCGGCUGCUUUUGUGGCGCACUGGGGCCGGCCGCAGCCUUGGCGCGCCCUCAGCUUGCAACAGCGGCGCCGGCUGCUAUGCUUGGCCGCGAACUCGGGCUGUGCCGCGAGCCUGGAGGUCGCGCUGGCGCAUUGCGGCUGCAAGUUGACGUCACACAUAGCCGUGGCUGCCGCGCUCGGCGGCAGCGUGUCUGCGUGCGAGACGCUGCUGAUCCGGGAGGGCUGCGACUGCAUGGCGCGCCUGGAGGACGUCGCGGCGGAGGCCGGUCACCUGGAGCUGCUGCGCUGGCUGCGUCAGGCUCGGCGGGACCAGCUGCUGUCGACACCUCCGCCGCAGCUACUGCCUGAGAGGGUGCCAGAGGAGCUCGCAACAGCGGUCGCGGCAUGCCGUGGCGGCCACGCGCACAUCUUUGCCUGGUUGCUGGAGGAGGAGGAGCAGGCGCAGGGACUCGGCAGGGCUCCUGGCGCGGUUGCGGCAGAGCCGCUGACACUGGCUCACCCAAAAGUCGUGCCGUUCCUGGCGGGCGCGGCCGGCGCGGGCGGGCAUGUGCAGCUACUGGACCAGCUGCUGCCGCGCCUGGAGCCCAUCCCCACGGGGGCGGCGUGCAGCAUGCUGGAGACGGUGGCGCAGGGCUGUCCGCUGGAGGCCCUGCAGCGGGUUAACAGACGUGUCUUUGGCACUGGCAUGCACCUCACUGCUAGCACCAAGCAGUCCCUGGCGAUUGCCGCCGCUGUCAGCAGCACGCCGGACUGGGAGCAGAAGCUUGACUGGGUCCUGCAGCAGCAGCCGCACGGGGCCGCCCUGCCCGGGCACCCCAACCCUGCAGGUCCCCGCGGUGGCAAUGACAGUGCCGUGCUCCGCCGCGGCGCCGGCCGGCUGCCGGACUGGCUGCAGCGGCUGCAGGCCCUGCGCGCGUGCAGCGUGCCGCUGCCGCCUCUGAGUGGCCUUGCGGUGUGGCCCGCCCAUAUGAAUGACGUCGCCGCGCUGACGUGGCUGUUGGCGGAGCAGGGCGAGGUUGCGCCGGUGAUUGACGGUGUAAUGUAUGUGGCUGCGGCGGCUGGUCACGUGCCAGUACUCACAGCGCUUCAGGAGCGGGGCUGCGUGUUCUCAGGGCGACACGUCCUGGCGGCGGCUCGGGCCGGCAGAACGGCAGCUGUGAGCUGGCUCCUCGCGCAGCCGCUGCAGCCCCCCGUGGACGACUGGGCGGAAGUCUUCAAGUGCUUAGCGCGCGGGGGCGCGGACCUGGCCACGCUGCGGCAGCUGCACGAGCGGCACGGCGCGCGCAUUGACCUGGAGGCGGUGGCGAAGUACGGCAGUGUGGAGGCGCUGGAGUGGGCGGUGGCGUUGCUGCGAUGGCCGGACGCGGAUGUUCCGGGUGUCCCGGGCGCGUGGGCAAUCAAGACAGACACGCCAAGUUUUGUGGCGAGCGCAGGCAACCUGGCGGCAGCAGAUUGGCUGGCACAGCUGCUGGUAUCCAAGCGGCUCGGGGCCCCAAGCCUGGGGGCGGCUCGUGGGUUUCAUGGUAUGUUGGGCUGCGCACACGGCUCCUUCGGGACGCUGCGCUGGUGGCUGCGGCAACGGCAGGAGGGCUGUGGUGUGGGGCAGGCUGUGCAGGGCGAGGAGGGGCAGGGGGAGGCAGAAGGCCUGAUGCGGCCGCUGACGGACUCCGAGUGGUGGGACCUGUUAGCGGAUGUCUUGCCCUUUGUGUUCACAGCGCAUGAUUACUCUGAUGGAUGUAAGUACUCGCGCGCGCAGUGGAACUGGGUGGUGGCUAAGCGGCUGGAGGCGGCUGCGCAGGCGGAGGCGGCGGGGCAGGCGGGCGCGGUGGCGGCGGCGCGGGCGAAGGUGGAGGAGCAGGUGGAGGAGUGGCUGCGACGGUUGGCGUAGUGAGCCAGGGAUGCAAUGCUAGUUCUUGGCGCGGACGGCCCAGACGGCGCAGACCAGUACACACUAGUGCAACUGCGGCUGCGACCGGGCAGGCGGACGCCGCACAUGGCGCUGACCGCGGAAGAGUUCAACCGGGCUGAGUCGCGUUGCAAUGAGCACUGAAACCGUCGUGUUGUUGUGGUGCGUUGCGCAAGUAGCACCGUAGUGGCAGUUGCGUUGCGUUGGGAUGCAUUUACGGUGCUGGUGACAAGGCAGCUGCAAAGCAAAGCAGUGCUAUGGCAAGUGGGCUCGUGUAGCUGAUGGGGUCGAGGCGCCAGCAGCGCCAAGGCCAUGCCGUACGCGUGCUGCUGACUCGGCUGGGCCUCGGAGUCUGAGAGGCCAGCUGCAGGGCUUAUUGCAGCUUUGGGGAGCAGCGGAGACAGCCGGUGGGUACCUGAAUGUGUACGCCAGGUGCCGUGGCGUGCGCUGGGCAGCUGCAGAUGGGACUCAGGGAGAGUGGGACGCAGCGGCCCGCAGAGGCUGCCGUGCCGCCUUCCACGUGAAUCGGUGCGUGGAUGCGGGUGAGGAGGGAGAGCGGGGCUGGGGUUAGGGCGUUGGCGGGCUAAUAUUUGGACGUUUGGGGCCGUCUAACAGCUGGCUGCUACAAGGUUGGGCCCGAUAAUGGUGAAAACGGGCAAGACUUGGGUAAUGUAACAGGGGGGUACU
Molecule: messenger RNA, 2987 nt
Organism: Chlamydomonas reinhardtii
Lineage: Eukaryota; Viridiplantae; Chlorophyta; Chlorophyceae; Chlamydomonadales; Chlamydomonadaceae
Exons: 2
Coding region: 141-2282 (713 amino acids)
Biological process (GO): ceramide biosynthetic process; sphingolipid catabolic process
Cellular component (GO): membrane; endoplasmic reticulum; cell periphery
Molecular function (GO): glycerophospholipase activity
Source: RefSeq, a predicted model, not a curated record